AUGAAGCCAAACCACGCAUGGACGUUCUGCUCUGCUCUGCUCCAUCUCUGCAAGCGUAUAGAUGCUGUUCUCAUAAACACCACGAUAGACGAUACAUUUGGGGACCCCACCGGGCGUGUUAUAGCGUACCACCCAGUUUCAGCUUGGAAUGAUGGUCCAAAUUGCGAUCACUGCAAUGCACACCCGGACGCAAAUUUCUUAUACAUGCAUACAUGGAAGGAUUCUACCUAUGAUCCAAAGCUGGAAGUACCCUCAGCCUCAGUGACAUUUACUGGCACGGCCGUAUACGUUCUAUGCGCACUUUCCCACUCAAAAGCCAGACCUUUUGGUAGCUCUAAUAUGACCUUCUUCAUCGACGGUCGCCUUGCAGGGAAUUUCACUCAGGAGGCUCCCGGAAACGCUGGCUUCGACUACAAUGUCGCGGUUUUUGUCCGAACAAAUCUUCCUUCCACGGAGCACAAUCUCACGAUUCAAAAUGGAUAUGUCGACGGGCCGCGGACAUUGAUGCUUUUGGAUGCAAUAAUAUACACCCAAGAUGAUGGGAAGUCGGAGGCUUCAUCAAUAAGCGUGGAUCCAAAGGUUGGCCCAACCGCCACAAUACGCGCUUCUACCGAAUCAUCGUCAACAUCUGGGACUGUCAUAAUAGCGGCUGUGAUAGGGAGCACUGGUGGGGUGGCCCUCAUUAUUCUUCUGUACCUCCUCUGCCAUCGGCACCGAUCCCACAGGGCAUCUCAUACUCAGACAUUCAUCACUGCAUCCGGAGGACGCUCUACUCCUAGUCAGUCAUACAUUACAACACCUUUUGUGUACGAAGGACCGCCAUCCCGCCCUGCUGCUCCAUCUUCCGUUCAGGACGAGGAAGCCCCCCCGCCUUAUGGAUAUCCCCAGGGGAAGACGUGA
Pleurotus ostreatus (oyster mushroom) is the source of this 900-nucleotide messenger RNA. RefSeq lists its product as uncharacterized. The transcript is spliced from 4 exons. The record is from RefSeq and is a predicted model, not a curated record. NCBI's taxonomy places the organism in Eukaryota, Fungi, Basidiomycota, Agaricomycetes, Agaricales, Pleurotaceae. The coding region runs from base 1 to 900 and encodes 299 amino acids.